AGCAGUAACACAUUGGUAGAACGAGCGUGCUAGAAAGCUUAGCAGCAACGCAUCGAACAAAACAGCAAUUGCACUGAGGACGGAACUGUAAACCUGCCAAAAUGCACACCAGUUUGCUGCUAACAUUCAGCGCCUUACUCGCAGUUGCUACUCUUACUAAUUAUUGUCAGUGUAACGACAGUCCAGGGUUCUUUCUGAAGAUCACCAAAAAUGUGCCACGUCUAGGGCGGCGUUCAGACAGUUAUUUCUUGAAGAAUAUGAAGGCAAUACCACGGAUUGGGCGCCGGGAUGAUGAGGUUCUUGAUGUGACCGGCAAUUUACAGCCAGUGCUGAAACGUAUGCUCAUGAAUCCAGCCGAUGCAGCUGCUGCCGCCGAACGCGAAUACAGUUUGGUGCAACCGGUCACUUCGAAUACGCUCAUCGAAAUGCUAAAUAAGAAUGCGAUUGCUUCGGAUAGUAUCAAAUUUAUACAUUGGAAAGAUUUUGAUCGCGCGCUACAAAUGGAUACCGAGCUGUAUGCAAAGCUCAUCUCUUUGGGUCGUAAGCCGGAUCAGAGGCUUAAGGAGGAUCUUCAUAUUGAUAUGACAGGUGGCGUAUUUACACCGCUUCUAACCAACUCGAAUAGCAAUGAUUAUAUAUAUUACAACAACAAAGAUGUCGACGACAUGUAUGCGCCCAAGUAUGGUGGAGACUUUUCGCGUUACAAUCAAUUGAUUUAGGAACUCGGAAGUGUUCCUGAAAUGUAGGUAACGGAAAGUGCACAUGAGUAUUAUUAAGUGAAUUACAGCAAUAAGUUUAACUGUCUAACGGGUGUUUCUAGUCAGAAGAUUAGAUUGAUAAGAGCAAAUAUAAUACAAUCGAACAACAAAACAAACACAAGUGAAUUCGGUUUAGAAACCAAUAACAAAAACCAAAGACCAUUUCCACUUAUUAUUGAAAAAAAGUUUGUGUUUAUGCAUGUACAGUAAAACUGCAAUGUACCUCUAAGCGAAGCUAUCUUAACAUGUAAAGAAUGGGGCUUGGGAUAAUGAAAAUUGGUGCGGUAUUAAAUUUAAUCAUUGCGAUUAUUUUUAAUAAAACUGAAAUUCAAGCUUUCAAUUUCGUCGCUAGUCCUUGCAGGCAAGCGUUUUUCCA
Ceratitis capitata (Mediterranean fruit fly) is the source of this 1134-nucleotide messenger RNA. RefSeq lists its product as uncharacterized. The transcript has 2 exons. Bases 102 to 719 code for a protein of 205 amino acids. Lineage: Eukaryota; Metazoa; Arthropoda; Insecta; Diptera; Tephritidae. The record is from RefSeq and is a predicted model, not a curated record.